GCGGCGGCCGCGGGCGCCACCGCCGCCUGCUGUUGUUGUUGCUGGUGCAGAGCAAAGGUGGGCGAUGGCGCGGUGGCCGCCGCCGUGGGCGUGGCCGUCGCCACCGUCGUGGACGAGGUGGUGGUCGCCCCCGAGCUCCCGGCGUUGGUGGUGGAGGAAGUGGUGGUGGUGGUGCUGGUGCUGGUGGCACUGGUGGAGCCACCGCCGCCGGCCAGCGUGGCGAUGGCCAUCAGUUUCCGCUUGUGGUUGCACAGCUUGGUGAGGUCGCCGGAGGAGGCGGAUUCGGGCGGCAUCGCCCACGGCCGCGUCGACACCUGCGACAAGGAGGACGAGCCACGGGAGCCUUUGCUGGUAGUCUCCACAGCUUCAACCAUACAGUGCCUGGAGAUAAAGACUGAAUGGCGGGACUGCGAUAAAGAC
Molecule: messenger RNA, 420 nt
Organism: Gryllus bimaculatus (two-spotted cricket)
Lineage: Eukaryota; Metazoa; Arthropoda; Insecta; Orthoptera; Gryllidae
Source: the annotation of a GenBank genome assembly